Molecule: messenger RNA, 708 nt
Organism: Monopterus albus (swamp eel)
Lineage: Eukaryota; Metazoa; Chordata; Actinopteri; Synbranchiformes; Synbranchidae
Exons: 1
Coding region: 31-708 (225 amino acids)
Source: RefSeq, a predicted model, not a curated record
AAAAUUUCAUGGGACUUAACAAAUGUUGAAAUGGGUCAAUUUACAGUCUUCCUGGAAAGAGCUGCAUCCAAAAAGCUGAUGACAACAGCUGAAGUGUUGAACGUUCGCAUCAGAAUCACAGCCUGCAUCAACAACUUGCAGGAGAGAAUCAGAUUGAUUGAGGAAAAACAAAAAGUGAUCCAACAUAAUGAAGAAGUGCUGAAGAAACAUGAACAAGAGAUGAAGAUGAAUGAGGAGUUCACAGUAGAAGCUGAUGAGGUUUACAAAGAAAGAGAGGAUAUCACAGGUGGGAUGUGGUGGUUGGUGUUUUAUGAAGGAGCUGUCUGCUGCAUUGUCUGUGAGGAGAACUGUCACUAUCCUGGAUGCACAAUGGCCUGGAGUCCUAACAGCUGUGAGGUCAUGAAAAAAGGCCACUGUACUUCAUGUACCAAUAAGUGUCCAGUGUCAGAUCAUGUGAAAGUACAAUGGAGAUAUGUGACCAAGACCAGGAAAGUUAUGAAGACUGUAAAGGAAAUGAAAGAGAAGUAUGAAAAGAAUAAAGCUGAAAGUGAGAAGAAAUUAAGCCUGUUGGAAAAUCUAAAAGAGGAAAUGGAAAAGCUGAAGAUAGAGAAGAAUCAGCUGCUUGAAGAGGUCUACCAGCUUGUUGUCAGACUGGAACAGAUCGCCCUGAAUGUCUGUUCUCUGUCCACUCAUGUCCACUUGGACUAA